AAUACUUCAAGUGACUCCACAGACGAUUGCGUCCUUCCGCAGACACAUGGCGUGCUUCUUAUGAUAGUUAAUUCUAUAGCAGCCGUGGUCGGAACCUGUGGAAACAUUAUGGUUUGUAUUGCAGUGCUCACGAGCACUCGUCUUCGUCGCAGCUCUAACUUCCUUCUUCUCAGUCUGGCCAUUGCUGAUUUAGUAGUGACAAUGAUCUGCGAGCCUUUGGUAGCUGUUAUAGUCGCUAAGAGAGCGUUUCUCCAUGAUUGUGCAUCCAGCCUGGAGCUUGCCUACGUUAUCAGCUCAAAUCUCUCGUGCUCUGCAUCAGUCAUGCACCUGGCAGCCAUCAGUGUGGACCGUUUUCUUGCCGUCGUCUUCCCUCUCCAGCACAAACGGAUCAUGAACAGUUACGGUUUGAAGAUCAUGUUAGGAGUUGUCUGGGGCGUAUCUAUCAUUUUCGCUUCAUGCCGCAUUCCCUUCCUCAAGGAGACAUCUUAUCUAGUUCUCGUGAUGUUUGUUGUAAGUUAUGGGUUGAUAAUUAUCUGCUACGCGACCAUCGUGACUUUUCUUGUCAAAGAAAAGCGAAGAAAAAAUGAACUCAGAGCACCACCCACAGUUGUUGUCAAUUCCAAAAUCGAGCGCCGCGUGGCGUUUACACUGGCAAUGGUAAUAGCUAUCUUCACCGCAUGUUGGCUACCGAUGAUUGUCGUGUUCUUUGCUGCAGGUAAAUCCCUUGUUAAGAUGUAUGGGACUGCUUACAUGUGGAUCCGAUCCUUAGCACUUUCAAAUUCAGCCAUGAACUUCAUCAUCUACAGUGCAAGGAUUCGUGACUUUCGGGAUGCUUACGCCCUGAUAUGCCGAAACACUCUCCACUGCAUGUAAUAAUUCAGUUGUUUUAGAGAGUAUUAAGGCUGGGGAUACGAACUAACUGUACAUGUUAUAGUCAAUCGUUAACUUCUGAGUAAAGAUCGGAAAAAGCAAUGAGAAAAUUAACGAUGUAGAAUGAAUCAAGAGGAUGCAACACAUAAACGAUGUGAAUAAGUAAAUUUAAAGGUAAACAGACAACAGAUAUUAAGAGCUUUGAGAGAUCUAGAGACACCGGUUCUAAAUAUAGUAUUUCCUUUUCAGCUAACAUAAAAGUCAAGGAAGCAAUUAACGCAGUGUCCAUAUUAGAAAUUUAGAAACAUCGCCCAAUAUUUUAUGUAAAAAUUAACCCAAUUUGCUACAGCGGAAGUAAAUCGAUAUCGAUUUACUCAAAGACACCAGUAUUUGAGUGUGCGGGGUUUUCAAAGUUUAUAUCACACUGAAAACCAGAAAUGUUACAUAUAAUUUCGCGAUAGGCUGCUUAGCAUUUGAUCAAUGAUUUUUAUUAUAGCUAGUUUGAACAGUAUUGAAUAAUGCAGUGUAAAAAGGGCUAUUUUACCGUAGAGUGUCAAGGAAAAAUAGCGGGGUAUGACGCUCAAUAAAUGUAUUUUAAUUUUUUCGUUUUUUAUUCAAAAGAGACACAAACAUAGACAUGGGCGGCCGUCACCGCCAAAAUUACAGGCAUUGUAAAUGGUUUAUGAUAAACAGAAAUGGUCUAAUUAUCUUUUAAGAGAUUUAUUUAAAGUACAAAUGGACAAGUCGCCUUUGGUGAAAUGUAACGUUCAAACAAUAAAUGAUUUAUACAAUUCAGAAACUGUGUAGCCACCCUUGUUGAACUGAUUCAAUAAAAACGCGCGUGGCCCAGUGUUAACUGAAAUGGUUCAGUGUCGAAAUGACAAAGUCAAGUCUUGAAUGGAUCAGCGUACUGUGACAUUCAUUGCUAUGCCAAACGGUCCAACUAACUGUACUUUGGUUCAGCGACUUGACACAAACGGUUUAGAGUAGUGUGAAAUGGCUUUAGGUAUCGGCAAGCGUGAUUACUAUUAGCUAGUUUCAAAUUGUGCUUUUAAUCUUUUCAGUUUCUUUAUGUGAAAACUGCUGUACUUUAAAUGAAGAAUUCUUACCAUGGUUAAGCCGCAACUAUUAGAAACUUUACAGUCUCAAGAUAAAAUAAGAAUCUAAAACAAAAGGAAUGAUAAAAAUACAGAUAAAAAGCAUCAUUUUACGCGACAGCACAUUGACAGUCUAGACAGUCAGAACCCUAUCUAAGAAACGUGAUAAAGAUAAUUAGGGUAUAAAUUUGUUCGCUAACAAGCUCAAAUAGGCAAACAUUAAAAAAAGAUUCUUACCAGAAUAAGGCUCACUGAGUCUAGUAGACGAGGCUAUGGAAAUAAGAAAUAAUUUCUUCCUUUGUUGAACUUUGAGUGGACGGCGCGGUGAAUACCUCAUUCUGGCGAAUUUCGCGCCAAAUUCGUUCUGAAUGACGUAAGUUGUGACGUAAGACAUGACAUAGACUGUUCGAUUUCAAACUUGACUUAAUUUUUUUGGUGGUUACGGCGUACACCAAUUGCUGUAAAACAAUUGCUGUAAAACACAUUUCGCUUUGCACUAAACUAGUUGUCGUCACGCUAAGCUAUUUGGGCUCACGCUAAACCAUUUCACUUUACGGUAAGCAGAUUGAUGCAGAUUGAUACUAAACCAUUGCUGCUUACGAUUGACUAUUUGCCAAUUCACACUGCUCUGAACCGUUUGUGUCAUGUCACUGAACCAAAGUACCGUUAGUUGGACCGUUUGGCAAAGCAAUGAAUGUCACAACACGCUGAUCCAUUCAAGACUUGACUUUGUCAUUUCGACACUGAACCGUUUUAGCGCUGGACCACUCGUGUUUUUAUUGAAUCAGUUCAUCAGGGGUGGCUACACAUUUUCUGAAUUGUACAAACCAUUUCUUGUUUGAAUAUUCCAUUUGAAGUUUAAAUAAAUCUCUUAAAAGACAAUUAGACCAUUUCUGCUUAUUAUAAACCAUUUAAGAUGCCUGUAAUUUUAGUGGUGACGGCCGCCCAUACACAGAUUAUUGAUCGAAGGUGGCUAUUUCAGGAGAAAAUUGAUAAAAAUGUCAAGCAAGUUACGCUAAAUAUCAGGUCAAAGGUAGUCGAGGCUCUAAAUAAUUGGCGGAAAAAGUAGCGUUGGCAAAUUUUCGGCUACAUUCAGCCCAGAGCGCAUGUCUGUCGAAGAAAUUCUGCACGUUUAACCCCAAAUAUUUCAAUGUCGAUUUCGUUUACUCUCUUUCAUAAAUCUCUCAUGACCAAGGUUAGGCUCUGACGGUUUGGAUCGAUAUUUUACUAUUUUACUAUUGGUACCUCCACAGAUAGUGAAAGGAUAAAGAUAAGUAUUGGAGCAACUUGUAAUUUAAAAAAAAAAACGAAAUGGUUCAGGAACUAAAGUACUAAAUCCUUUUCCGUGUUUCUGUCGAAAUAUCGCUACAACAACUACUACCUUCUUUUAUUUAUAUUGUUUAAUUUAAUUAUUUUUUGGUUAGCUAUUAAGCGGCCACCCAUAGGGAGUAGUAGGGUGACCACUUAUUAUAGGCUGACCAGCAAAUAAAUUGCGUGGUUUUCGUGCAUAAGUAAGUUUAUUCAUAGUUUAUGUCAGCAUUUCCGCUUAAGUGACCGUCCAAUACAGAUGAAAGACAGUACAAACAGGCCGUUGGGUUCAGUCAUGGGUGACCACGACCGUUUAAUAGAGGUGACCGCUUAACUGAGAUGAAAGUUACAGUACUUGAGGGAAAAAUUUUCUUUGAAAACCGACUGCUAGAGAUAGUAAAGUAGAAAUGGUCAGAAAACUUACUUCCUGUAAAACAGAACUAAGAAUAAGUUAUAGUAAUUUAAAACAAAUCAUUCUCAAUAAGAUAAGAAAAAAAACCAUAUAUAUUGAAUUAAAAAACACCUUUGCACUAGCCUUCAGAACAUCUGUGCUCAAAAAAUGGUCAGAAUGUCAUAAAAAGACAUCUAUAUCACCAUUUGGCUUAUUAAUAUCAUUACAUCUUACAAAAGAACUGAGCUGAAACAUCCUGUCUGCAAAGAUAUUGACAUCAACAUUCUUUAAUUCUAAAUUCUAUGUUGUGUUUUCUUACACUCAAGCAAUAAAAAAAUAUUUCUUAGGUCCUACGUAUAAGAAGACAAGUUCAACUGAACAGCUUAAAUCUGUCAGUGAGAUUCUGGUAAAGUUCAAUCUCCUCUUGAUCAUUCCUUGUCGGAUUUCAAGUCAGUGCCACACAAGUUAUCAUAGCUUUCAUUAUCGUGCUGUUGCAGAAAAAAGAUAAAUCGUUGUCAUCUUUGACAAUGAAUUUUUUUUUGUCUUGUCGAGGGAGGACUUGUGUGUGACAUUACCCUGUCACGUGAGCACCGCCUCUGAUUUCUCGACCAAGGUAGAUUUAUGUUAAUAUUAUUUAGAAAUCAAUCGAUUAAAAAAAAUACAGCUUUGACCAGGCUUGAAGUGAAACAACGCUUGAUAUCUUUUUUCCAGAGUUCACAACAACGAAUGAAACUCGCUACCCUUAAACUAUGUUGAUAAGGCAGCCGACUCUGCAAUUGGAAGUGUAAAUUGGCUACCGUAGAGAGUUUCUAAAGCUAACGUUUCAAGCUUUAGGCCUUCGUCAUCGAACCAUUCGCUCUUACGUUGGAUCUUCUCACUCUCAGAAAUGGCCAAAAUGGAACUUUUCCUUGAAUUAUCUUUUCGUUUUCAAGCGGAGAGCCGCUAUGGAGAAGCAUAAUUUUUAGCUUUUACCGGAUAAAGCUCAUUCACUUGAACUAUGUACAAUAAUGGAAAUAUUUAUGUUGUCUAGGAGGCUUAUAAACGUUUUUGGUGACCCAUAACCUUCCAUUCAUGAGGCGAAAAUAUCAAAUUACUCGGCUAGAUCUUCUCACGGAACUCCACUGUCCACUGUCAUUAUGUCAUCCGAUGGAACACCAAACAAAAUGCAAUUGAAAUGGUAGGAACUUCAAAUUUCUUGAUUUGUCUUAAUAUAUCAUCUCGUGUAUUUGAACAAUCAAGAGUACUAGCUCACCCCUGUCCCCCUCCUCCCUUCCCCCUCCUGCCUUCCCUCUCCCCCCACCCCCGCCUACAUCCAACUGAAAAGGUCACUCAUGAUUUUCAAAGUCAAAACAAUAACUUCCUGCCUUUCUUGGAAUACAAAUCAGUGUGUACGUGACGGUCCAUCUACUGGAAGGAUCGUAUAUCAAAUGCAAAAGCGAAACAACUGAAACAAUAUCUGUUAUUCCCUUGUUGCGCGAAGAACAUCUGUAAAUAUCUCGACAGAAUUAGAAGUUCACACAAACAAUUGGGAAUCCCGUCAUAAUUGCUUGGCUCUUAAGAAAGUUAACAGCAGAGGAUUACUCAUCAGCUUUGCUUUGUUUCCAGAAUUAAUCAAUAAUGAACAUACAGAAUAUUUCACUGGAAUACAGCGCGAAUACUUCAAGUGACUCCACAGACGAUUGCGUCCUUCCGCAAACGCAUGGCGUGCUUCUUAUGAUAGUUAAUUCUAUAGCAGCCGUGGUCGGAACCUGUGGAAACAUUAUGGUUUGUAUUGCGGUACUCACGAGCACUCGUCUUCGUCGCAGCUCCAACUUCCUUCUUCUCAGUCUGGCCAUUGCUGAUUUGGUAGUGACGAUGAUCUGCGAGCCUUUGGUAGCUGCUAUAGUCGCUAAGAGAGCGUUUCUCCAUGAUUGUGCAUCCAGCCUGGAGCUUGCUUACGUUAUCAGCUCAAACCUCUCGUGCUCUGCAUCAGUCAUGCACCUGGCAGCCAUCAGUGUGGACCGUUUCCUUGCCGUUGUCUACCCUCUCCGCCACAGACGGAUCAUGAACAGUUACGGUUUGAAGAUCAUGUUAGGAGUUGUCUGGGGCGUAUCUAUCAUUUUCGCUUCAUGCCGCAUUCCCUUCCUCAAGGAGACAUCUUAUCUGGUUCUCGUGUUGUUUGUUGUAAGCUAUGGCUUAAUAAUUAUCUGCUAUGCGACCAUCGUGACUUUUCUUGUCAAAGAAAAGCGAAGAAAAAAUGAACUCAGAGCACGACCCACAGUUGUUGUUAAUUCCAAAAUCGAGCGCCGUGUGGCGUUUACACUAGCAAUAGUAAUAGCUAUCUUCACCGCAUGUUGGCUGCCAAUGAUUGUCGUGUUCUUUUCUGCUGGUAAAUCCCUUGUUAAGAUGUAUGGCACUGCUUACAUGUGGAUUCGAUCCUUAGCACUUUCAAAUUCAGCCAUGAACUUCAUCAUCUACAGUGCAAGGAUUCGUGACUUUCGGGAUGCUUACGCUCUAAUAUGCCGAAAGAUCAUCCACUGCACGUAAUAAUUCAGCCGUUGUAAAGAGUAUCAAGGCUGGGGAUACAAACUAACUGUACAUAUAACAGUCAAUCGUGAAUUUCUAGGGUUAAUAACACACCGAAGAACCAGAAAUGUUAUUACGGUAUUAUUCCGUGAUAGGUCGCUUAGUAUUUGAUAAAUAAUUUUCAUUAUAGUUAGUUUGAACAGCAUUGAGUAACGCAGUGUAGUAAAGCUCUAUUUUACUGUAAAGUGUCAUGGACAAUUAGCAAGGUAUGGUGCUCCAUAAAAUGUAUUUUAAUUUCUUAUUUUAAUUCAAAAUAGAUGCAAAGACAGACAGAUUACUGAUCGAAGGUGGCUAUUUAAGGGGAAAAUUGAUUAAAAUGACAAACAAGUUACGAUAAAUAUCAGGUCAAAGGUAAUCGAGGCUUUAAGUAAUUGGCUUCGCUCUGACGAAGGGCUAACGCUCGAAACGUCAGCUUGUAAACUAUCUACGUUAUCAACUCCUUGAUAAAACCAAAUUGCCCUGUUAUACUCUCCCACCGACGCAGCACCACAGUUUCUUCAGAAACUAACCUCCCUUAGUAAGUUUAUUCAUAGUUUGUGUAAGUAUUUUCGCUCAAGUGACCAUUCAAUACAUGUGAAAGACAGUGUAAACAGGCUGUUGGGUUCAGUCAUGGGUGACCACGACCGCUUACUAGAGAUGACCGCUUAGUAGAGGUGAAAGUUACAGUACUUGAGGGAAAAAGCCAAAAAUUUUCCUUGAAAACCGACCGCUAAAUACAGGGUAAUUGCUUGAUAUAGUGCCGCUAAAUACAGGUUCGAAUAAAGUUCUAAGCUGGAAAUUCUUUGUUUCCCAACCACUUAUCAUCAAAAAUAGACAGAAGGGUGACAAAUAUGCAAACAAAUAAUAUUAAAACUGUGAAUGUAGAGAUGGCCAGAAAACUUACUUCCUGUAAAACAGAACUAAGAAUAAGUUAUAGUAAUUAAAAACAAAACAUUCUCAGUAAGAUAAGGAAAAAACCAUAUAUAUUGAAUUAAAAAACAUCUUUGCACUAGUCUUCAGAAUAUCUGUACUUAAAAGAUGACCAGAGUUCCAUAAAAAACAUCCAUAUCAUCAUUUGGUUUAUUAAUAUCAUUACAUCUUACGAAAGAACUGAGCUGAAACAUCCUAUCUGCAGAGAUAUUAACAUCAACAGUCUUCAGUUCUAAAUCCUUUGUAGUGUUUUCUUACACGCAAGCAAUAAACAAAUAUCUGUUAGGUCCUUCGUAUAAGAAGACAAGUUCAACUAAACAGCUUAAAUCUGUCAGUGAGAUUCUGGUAAAGUUCAAUCUCCUCUUGAUCAUUCCUUGUCGGAUUUCAAGAGAUUGUCGCACAAGGUAUCAUGGCUUUCAUUGUUGUGCUUUUGCAGUUCUAUGUAAGAUAUAGGAAGGAAAAUAAAUUGUUGCCAUCUUUGACAAUUAAUUUUUUGCCUUGUCGAGGGAGGACCGUGCGUGUGACAUUACCCUGUCACGUGAGUACCACCUUUGAUUACUCGACGAAGGUAGAUUGACGUUAAUACCAUUUAUUUAAAAAAUAACUACAGCUUUAACCAGGCUUGAAGUGAAACAACACUUGAUAUGUUUUUUCCAGAGUUCGCUACAACGAAUGAAACUCGCUACCAAACAUGACAACCUUUUAAUCAUGUUGAUAAGGCAGGCGACCCUGCAAUUGGAAGUGUAAAUUGGCUACCGUAAAGAGCGGCCAAGCUUUAGGCCUUCGUCAUUGAACCAUUCGCUCUUAAGUUGGAUCCUCUCACUCUCAGAAAUGGCCAAAAUGGAACUUUUCCUUGAAUUAUCUUUUCAUUUUUAAGCGGAGGGCCGCUAAGGAGAAGCAGGGUUUUUACCUCUUACCAGAAAAAGCUCAUUCACUUGAACUAUAUACAAUACUGGAAAUAUUUAUGUUGUCUAGGAGGCUUAAAAUACUAACAUCACGUUUUUGGUGACCCAUGACCUUCCAGUCGUGAGGCGAAAAUAUCAAAUUACUCUGCUUGAUUCUCUCACGGAACUCCAAUCUGAUCCGAUGAAACACCUACCAAAAGACAAUUGAAAUGGUAGGAACUUCCAAUUUCUUGAUUUGUCUCGUGUAUUCGAAGACUAGAUUGAUCCAGCAUUGUCAUAAGAUACCACCAGGAGUGCUAACCCACCCCAGUCACCCUUCCCUCCCACCCCAGUCCCUGUCCCCUCCCAACCCAGUCUCCCUCCCCUACUCCUGCCUCCGCCUACUUCUUACUGAAAAGGUCACUCGUGAUUUUCAAGAUCAAAACAAUAGAUUCCUGCCUUUCUGAGAGUAUAGAUCAUUGUUUACGUCACGGUUCGUGUACUGGCAAGAUCGUAUAUGAAAUGCAAAAGUGAAACAACUGAAACUCCAAUAUCUGUUAUUCCCUUGACGCGCGCAGAACAUAUUCAGAUAUCUCGACAGAAUCUGUAAUUCAGACAAACAAUUGGGAAUCACGCCAUAAUUUCUUGGCUCUUGAGGAGGUAAAACAGCGGCUUUGCUUUGCUUCAGCUUUGCUUUGUUUCCAGAAUUAAUCAAUAUGAAUAUUUCCUCGGAAUACAGCGCGAAUACUUCAAUUGACUCCGCAGACGAUUGCGUUCUUCCGCAGACGCAUGGCGUGCUUCUUAUGAUAGUUAAUUCUAUAGCAGCCGUGGUCGGAACCUGUGGAAACAUUAUGGUUUGUAUUGCGGUGCUCACGAGCACUCGUCUUCGUCGCAGCUCCAACUUCCUUCUUCUCAGCCUGGCCAUUGCUGAUUUGGUAGUGACGAUGAUCUGCGAGCCUUUGGUAGCUGCUAUAGUCGCUAAGAGAGCGUUUUCCCAUGAUUGUGCAUCCAGCUUGGAGCUUGCUUACGUUAUCGGCUCAAACCUCUCGUGCUCUGCAUCAGUCAUGCACCUGGCAGCCAUCAGUGUGGACCGUUUCCUUGCCGUUGUCUACCCUCUUCGCCAUGGACGGAUCAUGAACGGUUCUGGUUUGAAGAUCAUGUUAGGAGUUGUCUGGGUCGUACCUAUCAUUUUCGCUUCAUGCCGCAUUCCAUUCCUUAAGGAGACAUCUUAUCUAGUCUUCGUGAUGUUUGUAAUAAGCUAUGGGUUGAUAAUUAUCUGCUACGCGACCAUCGUGACUUUUCUUGUCAAAGAAAAGCGAAGAAAAAAUAAACUCAGAGCACGACCCACAGUAGUUGUUAAUUCCAAAAUCGAGCGCCGCGUGGCGUCCACACUGGCAGUGGUAAUAGCUAUCUUCACCGCAUGUUGGCUGCCGAUGAUUGUCGUGUUCUUUGCUGCUGGUAAAUCCCUUGUUAAGAUGUAUGGCACUGCUUACAUGUGGAUCCGAUCCUUGGCACUUUCAAAUUCAGCCAUGAACUUCAUCAUCUACAGUGCAAGGAUUCGUGACUUCCGGGAUGCUUACGCUCUAAUAUGCCGAAAGACUCUCCAUUGCUCAUGA
Molecule: messenger RNA, 9640 nt
Organism: Pocillopora meandrina
Lineage: Eukaryota; Metazoa; Cnidaria; Anthozoa; Scleractinia; Pocilloporidae
Source: the annotation of a GenBank genome assembly